This is a messenger RNA of Spirometra erinaceieuropaei, 405 nucleotides long. The record is from the annotation of a GenBank genome assembly. NCBI's taxonomy places the organism in Eukaryota, Metazoa, Platyhelminthes, Cestoda, Diphyllobothriidea, Diphyllobothriidae.
AUGCGUGAUCCGCCAAUGCCGCCUGUGUGGCUGCAUCCAACCCGCAUGUCACCGUGGCCUGAAUCGCCCCCGUCGGCCGCGGUGAUGACUGAUGGCCCCGAAAUGGGACACAUCUUCAACUUUGACGCCGUUGAGAUUGUGGGCCUGGGCGGCGAUCACACAGCAAGGCAAGUGCAAGAAGCCUGGAUGUCCACCGACCGCUCUGUCAACCGCCACAUCAAUUUGCCUCCCCCUUAUCUGACUUUACGAACCUUCUUAGCGGGGGACAGUCACGGCGCGGGACAAUCGGGGCCGUCAGUCAUCACCGCGGCCGACGGGGGCGAUUCAGGCCACGGUGACAUGCGGGUUGGAUGCAGCCACACAGGCGGCAUUGGCGGAUCACGCAUUGGACAAAGGGCGCCAUAA